AAGAGUACGUGCUGUCUCCGAUAUAAAGUAGGACUAGCACAGGCAGAUUGCCGCUCAGAUCAAUCAUUCUCAAGGAGGGAACCAAAACUGACAGCGCCGUGUUAGGUGUGGUGGGGUUCGCCUUUUUUCCCCUUAAAGGCAACCGGAAAGAUCCGUUUGACAUUCUCGCAGCGGGGGAACCUGACAAUCCACACGGGUUAGUUGGACUUAUUUUGCCCCAAAAGUGCUUUAAAUCGGUAAGUGGGCGAGCAUGGGUGAGACAAAGGGCUUUACCCAUUGAGAGUUGUUCUGGGGCACCGCAUAGCUCACGAGAGUGUUGGAAAGGAGCCACCGCGCGCUGGACUAUAUCUUGUUUCGCAUUUCCAGCAACAAAUAUGAUGGGUUCUAUUGUUUAUUUACCCACUGUUUGGACAUCAAGAGAACUGCAAAAGAGUUAUAGGUGACAAACGAAGAAAUUCUAUUUGAAUUAUAUUUGGACGAAACAGUGAUAACGCGCACGAGCCUUGCACGAGUGUGUAUGUAAGAGGCACUAUACCACACAGGAGAACGCGCGAAACUGUGCGAUAUAAACAGAGGAAUUUGCUAGUCACUUUUAUAUUUUUGUGAAACGUAUUCUUCUCGUGUUCGUCAAUUUUCAACUGUAAAUAUACUGUGUGGAAUACAGCUACUCUUUUGAUGGGGCAGUCGCAUUAAUGGGAUUAUUUUUCUCUGGACAGCAGUUAAUUGAUUUACAAAUCACUUGACAUUCAUAGUCUUAUCGAUUCUCGUCGAUAAGUGAAAGAAUGCCCGAAGAACUCUCCGCGGCCAAAGCCCUCUACAUGGGCAUGGAGGUGGUGAUCGCCGUAUCAUCGGUCAUAGGAAACGUGAUGGUGGUCUGGGCAGUCAAAAUUAACAGAUCUUUGAGAGAUACGACGUUUUGUUUAAUUGUUUCUUUGGCGAUCGCGGACAUCGCAGUAGGAGCGCUGGUCAUACCCUUGGCGAUUACUAUAAGUAUUGGACUUCAGACUCACUUCUACAGCUGCCUGCUGGUAGCUUGCAGUGUGCUGGUUUUGACCCAGAGUUCUAUCCUUGCCUUGCUCGCUAUAGCCAUUGACCGAUACCUUAGGGUCAAGAUCCCAACCAGUUAUAAGCGCUUAGUCACUCCAAGACGAGCUGGAAUAGCAGUAUUUGUGUGUUGGACGGUGGCCUUCAUUAUUGGCUUGACUCCCAUGCUGGGCUGGAAUAAUUUAAAUAACCUGCAACAUAAAAACAGUUCACUAGGUCCCAACCUCAUCAUCACCUGCCAAUUCGAGAACGUCAUCAGCAUGGAGUAUAUGGUCUACUUCAACUUCUUUGGUUGGGUGCUGCCCCCUCUGCUUCUCAUGGUCAUCAUUUACUCUGAGAUCUUCUACAUGAUCCACAAGCAGUUGAAUAAGAAGGUGAUGUGCCACACUGAACCAAACAAGUAUUAUGACAAAGAACUAAACCUGGCAAAGUCUCUGGCACUAGUCCUUUUCCUUUUCGCUGUCAGCUGGCUUCCUCUUCACAUCCUAAACUGCACCACACUCUUCUGUCCAGGUUGUGAAAAGCCCAUGUUCCUCAUUUACAUUGCCAUUCUGCUCACACAUGGCAACUCCGCAGUCAACCCCAUUGUUUAUGCUUUCCGCAUCAAGAAAUUUCGGACUGCAUUCCAGAGGAUCUGGAAGCAGUACUUCUGCUGCAAGAAAGCUCCUCCCCAUGAGAAUCAUGCAAGCGAGAGACUGGAUAACAACCACUACAUUGCGGCUUCUGCUCUUCCAGAAGCUCCUUUUGAACAGAACGUUUGACUGACGUUUCAGCACUCUCUGAGGAGGUCAAAUGGAUUCUAUGGGCUUGAUGUCCAAUGCUGUCAAGUUUUGUUUUGUUUACACUGAAUAUAAACCACAGACUGUUGUGGUUGAAAAGUGUAUCUUUACUGGAAUUAUGAGACAGCAUUGCUAGGGACCAGAUAAGUGAGUCUACUCAUUUUAAAGAGAAAGUGUAGGAGGAUACCAGCAGGAAAUAUUGCUUUGUGAAGCAGCCAUGAAGAACAUUUCAAAUGUUUACUAGAAGACUCUUGUGACUUUAGUUUUAAGAUUUCAGUCAAUAUAUUGCUUAAGUUGACAAAAAGUAUUAUACAAAUUAUAAAAAUGUUGUGAAAUAUUAAAGAUAAAAAAUCUUUGCUCAAAUGAGGAAUCCAAAUUGAAAAAAAUGUGCAGUAUUGCCUAUUAUAGAAACCAUUAUUAUUAAUAUGGUUACUAUGGAAACGUUUGAUCAGCAGUAAAGGAUUGUAAUUGAAUGUAUGCAGUACAGACAUCAAGGUGCAGUAUACUCUCAGGUUUUUGGUAGUAUUCUGAAGCUUUAUGCACAAUUACAGGAAAAGGAUGUCAUAAACAGUGACAAAAAUUAGGAGGUACCAUAGUGAACAAAAGCAUUCCUUGACCUUUCAUUGAGUUUCUCUCUUUCUCUUGAGUGUGUCUACACAGAUCUGUUACUGUGUUUGAGUGGGGUUAGUGAUGUUCUCUUGCCUUUAAGCAAAACUAAAAGAAAAUCAAAACUGAGUGAGUAUCUUUCAGUAUUAUAAAUUAUGUGAUUUAUCUUAAAGGGAUAUUUAACCCAAAAAUUUUAAUUGUGUUAUCAUUUACUCACCCUAGUUCAAAACCUGACAUUCUUUCCCCAUGGAACACAAAAGGAGAUGUUUAGCAGAAUGUUUAACUGUUCUUUUCUAUACAGUGAAAGCAUACAAGGCCAGGGACUAUCGAGAUCUUAUGGUUAGGAACGGCAUGAGGGUGAGCUAAUAAUGACAAAGUGUUAAUUUUGGAUAGUCCAAAGUCCUUUAAAGGAAUAGUUUACCCAAAAAUGUAAUUUCAGAUGUGUAUGACUUACUUCUGCUGAACACAAAUUACAUUUUUAGCUCUGUAUGUCCAACAAUGCAAGGGAAUGGUGGGUCAAAAUGUUGAAGCUCCAAAGAGGCAGCAUAAAUGUAAUCCAGAAGACUCCAGUGGUUAAAUCCAUGUCUUUUGUAGCUUUUGUGUGCUA
Xyrauchen texanus (razorback sucker) is the source of this 3036-nucleotide messenger RNA. Its product is annotated as adenosine receptor A1-like. Gene Ontology annotation, cellular component: membrane; synapse; dendrite. The transcript is spliced from 2 exons. Gene Ontology annotation, biological process: G protein-coupled adenosine receptor signaling pathway. The record is from RefSeq and is a predicted model, not a curated record. NCBI's taxonomy places the organism in Eukaryota, Metazoa, Chordata, Actinopteri, Cypriniformes, Catostomidae. Gene Ontology annotation, molecular function: G protein-coupled adenosine receptor activity. Bases 783 to 1805 code for a protein of 340 amino acids.